GACCGGGCGAUUGCAUUUUACCGGGGAGAAGCAAAUUCUCUAAGCAGACGUCGCCGGCGUGAAAAUGGCGCCCCCACUUUUAAAUUAAUAGCAGACCGAGAAGACGGGAGAAGCUCAGGCGAUAGGGUUUUCCAGAGGCGGAGAAGAAGAAGAAGAAGAAGAAGAAGAAGAAGAAGGAGCUCAAGCUCGGAACGGUUUCGUCGAUCGAAGAUGAUUCUACGGACUCCCCCACCGAAGAAGCUGCGAACCGACACGAAGGCCGCCGUGGAGGAGAGCUCCCCGGCCGGGCAACUCCUCAUCUACGAGGACCCGCCGGACGCCCCCGACCAGCCCUCCGACCACUUGCUCUGCACCUACCAGUGCCGCCAAAUGGUUAAAUCAGAGUUUUUUGAUGCCUUGAGCAGUGCAGAGAAGCAAGCCCGUGAUUAUCAAUCUAAAUGGGAGUCAUUAAAUGAUAACUUCGGCAAAGUGGGUGGGUACCAAAGUCAACAAGCAGAGAGGAAGCAAUUCAGAGAACAGUUCUUAUAUGCGGAACAAGAACUUGCUGCUGCAAAAGGGCGUGAGCAGGCACUCCAGGAGCAGCUCUUGAAGGAAGUCAAUGAUUCUAAGGAACGCUUCAAAAAGCAGAUCCAAUCAUAUAGUGAGCUUGAGGUUAAACUCCAAAAUGAAGCUAAUCUCCGGAAGAAAGCUGAAUUCUCUGCAGCUUCAUCUCAGGAGAAAGCAAAUACUUUAGAGGGGCAACUAAAUCGUCUAUCCGAGAGCAUGGAAAGGGAAAAGAAGUCCCUCCAAGCAGAGCUUGCACAACUGAAAAGGGAAUCAAGACAUUCCCUUUCUAGAAAAUGUGCAGAGCUUGAGAAAGUGGGGAGCAGAGCUACAAAUGCAGAAAAAGAAUCAGAGCUGCUCAAGGAGCAAAUGGAGGUUCUUAGAAAGCAUCUUAAUGAGUGCUUGCACCAGAAGAGUGAGGCAGAGAAAAAGUUGGCUACUUUGACCUUUCAGGAACCCAAUUCUACUGAUGCAAGUAUCUUGGUGAAGCAUCUACAAGAAGAGCUAAGAAAUUAUGAGUCAGAGGUUCGGGAAGCAAGAAAUCUUAAAUUAUCAUAUGAGCAAACUGAAUUAUUGAGGGAAAAGUUGUUUGAAGAAAGGAGCAGAAGGGAAAGGGCGGAAGCAGAGAUGUCAAAAUUGCAAGAACUCCAGCAUAAUAUGAAAAGUCUAGAGGAUGAGUUGUCAGCCUGGAAGCUGAUGAUGAAAGACAUUCCGGGUGUGUCAUCCCCUGAUGAUAUACCUGCAAAGUUUGCAUCUUUACAGAAGGAGGUGUUGGAUAGCACGAUGAGGCUGGGUGAGUUGAAUGCGCAUCUGAAACAAAAGGAGGUGGCUCUUGAUGAGGCACAACUUGGGAAACAAAGUGCUGAAGCAGAUGCUGCACUGGCCAAGGAGAAGUCGGAAGAGAUGGUGCAAGAGAUUAACCGUAUUCAGUCAAUGCUAUCUAUGGUCACUGAGGAGCGGGACAAAUUGAGGUCUCUUCUUGAGGAAUACAAGAGCACCAAGAAUGAUACAGGAGGGAGGAGAGUGGCUGAUGAAGCACUUCUGCAGGAGCUCCAGUCAUCUCUAGCAAACAAGGAAAAGUGCAUCAAAGAAUUGGAAAGCAGUUUACAAGUGCAAAAGGAAAUCAAUAAUCGUCAGCGAGAAGAGAUAAAGUUACUAGGCGAGAAGCUAAACAAUGAAGCUAGAAGAAUAAAGUCAUUAGAAAGGGAAAGUGAUCGUCUUCGAUCAGAGAUAGCUCUUUUGGAGGCCAAGCUAGGCCAUGGUGAUUUUUCUUCAGCAAAUACAAAGGUAUUAAGAAUGGUUAAUACCCUUGCAGUUGAUAAUGAGGCAAAGCAGACCAUAGAGGCUCUGCGAUCUGAACUGCAGAAGACUAAAGAUAAGUUAAAGGCUUUUGAAGAGUUGAACAAUCAGUCAGGUGAUGCUGUUAAAUCAGUUGAUUCCCAUAUAUCUGAGAAGAUAAUGCAGUUGAAGGAACAGAUUGCUACACUUGAAAAACGUGAAGAAAGAUACAAGACUGUCUUUGCAGAUAGAAUUUCUGUAUUCCGGAGGGCUUGUUGUGAGCUUUUUGGCUACAAGAUUGUGAUGGAUGAGCACCAACGUCCUAAUGGAAUCCCGGUAACACGAUUCACACUUCAAUCUAUUUAUGCCCAAAACAAUGAGGAGAAGCUUGAGUUCGAAUAUGAAUCAGGGAACAUAGCAAUCCUGCCAAAUGCAUACAGCUCUCAGCCUGACAUAUCCCAGCAGGUUGGAAUCUUCAUUCACAAGAUGAAUUCUAUUCCAGCUUUCACAGCCAACUUAACUGUGGAAUCCUUCAACAGGCGAACCUUAUCUUGAAGUGAGGUAGGUAUCUCCACCGCCUCCCGCUAAGAUAAAAAAGAAGCUAUGAUUCGCUACGCUGAACUUGAUGAACCGGAGAGACUUUUGCAUACGUCACUGUGGACCUUUGGUUCAUUUGAGUGCAAAGUUAAGGAUCUUCAUUGUAGGAGUGACUGGGCUUGCCAUGAAAACUAGAAUCGUGGUCACGCUGGUUGGAUUCCCCUCUUGCCUCGGUAUCUUCAUUGUGGUUGGUAUGAGGCUGAUUUGGUGCUCCGACUCAUGACUGCUGCACCUGCAGGCCCACAUGGGUGGAGUUAUUUCUGUAAAUUGCCUUUUUGGAGUAUUAUUUAUUUCGUAUUGUUAUUUUGUUAUUGCCAUCACGCUGGUUAUUAAUUACGGUUCGGUAGUUAAAACAUGUGAACGUGAUGAGAUAAGUCCGUAGGCCAUUUUUUUCUUGGGCUGAAUUCCUGCCAA
This is a messenger RNA of Punica granatum (pomegranate), 2832 nucleotides long. Lineage: Eukaryota; Viridiplantae; Streptophyta; Magnoliopsida; Myrtales; Lythraceae. The record is from RefSeq and is a predicted model, not a curated record.